UGUCGCGAGCUACGCCGUAGCGCGCGUGUUGCUACGAGCCGCCUCCCUAAACACGCUACUAUUAAAUAUUUCAACUUUUCGGUUUAGAUUAAAUUGCUUAACAAGUAACAUGUAAGGUUCAAUUGUUAAAUAAUAAUAACAGUGAUUUUAGUUUCAAUUCCAUAAAGUUCCAUAAUAUACUGAGGUAGCUACACGUUUUCGAAGAUGAUGUCCGAAGACAGGUCCCGAGUUCAACAGAACGAUCUUCUUUUACACGAGGCCGUGAUCAAGAAUGAACCAGAAGCAGUCAGGGAGGCUUUACGAAGACCCACAAAUGUCAAUUGCAGGAACAAUUACGGCCGAGCGCCAAUUCACUGGGCAGCGAGCAGAGGCAACACUGAAAUAAUAAACUUACUUAUAGAAGCAAAAUGCGACAUUGAAGCUGUAGACAAGUUUGGAAUGAGACCACUGUUAAUGGCAGCAUGGCACGGACAUCUUAACGCUGUACAAACUCUCGUCAAAGCAGGCGCUUGUCUUGCAGCUACUAACAAGAAAAACAAUGACAUUCUUCAAUGCGCGUGUGCUCGUGGAUCCAAGGAAGUAGCAGCUUACGGAAUAGCCCUCGGCGCUAAGAUACAAGGAUGCGACAUGGCGGGAGACGCACCUCUUGCUCUCGCAGCACGCGCUGGCUACACUGCCGUCGUUGAACUAUUGCUGGAGAAAGGAGCCUACAUAGACGCCGUGAAUAAGGUAGGACGAACUGCUCUUCAUGUCGCCUGCGAAGGUGGUCACUGCAGCACUGCUACUCUCCUGGUAACUAAAGGUGCAUCGCGAGAAGCCCAAGACAAUUCUGGGCGUACACCACUUCACCAAGCCGCCGUACAUCGGCAUACGGAACUAGUGAGAGUUCUCCUUGAUACGGGAUGCAACGUAAAUGCCACAGAUAAUAACGGGGUAACCGCUCUACAAAUGGCAUGUGCCCAAGGUUGUCGCGGUAUCGUGGAGCAUCUACUUGCGGUUGGGGCCGACGUGCAUCUUCAAAAUAACGUGGGCUCGUCAGCGCUCCACGCGGCGUGUGCGGCGGACGCUACAGACAUUGUGGAGCUACUCUUAGCGCACGGAGCGGACCCAGCUUUGACCGAUCAAUGGUCUCAAUCGCCCUUGAGCGUGGCGGGUGGCGCAGCGGAGUCCCCUCCGGAGGGAUUUAGACGAGCGGCCCGAGGUUCCUUCUCAGCUAUACUGGAUUUGUUGACAGCCACCACCAACCUCGAUCAUCAUCAAGAGCACUCUGACGGUUCAACGUCCCCACGUCACGAAGAUAAGUCCGGCGGCCAUUCUCCAGCCGCUAAUGAAGGAGAAGGCAACAGCGAGAGGUGAUGGUCAGCGACCACUCUUCUUGAUAGACUUGCGCAGCGAGGCUUCGCAGCAGACACACGCCUAGCUCUACCGCCUACAGGCUGUGCGAGAUACCGUGAGCUAUGCUACCGCGCGUCGCAGGCACAUGCGACGCCAGACCGUGCGCCGGAGCCGUGCGACUGCGUCAACUGCUCGCGAAGACGCUCUGUAGACACCUGACCAGCAGACGAUCCCGAUUCGAAGCGACCCAUACCCAGCGCCACCAUCGUGGGAAGAUCUUAUAAAUUUUAAACCCUAGCUUCAAAUAAUUAUAGACAAAACUUCUUAAUUUCACUUAUUUUCAUUCCGAAAAUAUAUGCAAUAUAAUUAAAAUAUGUGCUACUAAAUUUGACGGUAUUUUACAAUCUACUUAUAUAAAUUGCAAUGGGUUAAAAAAGGGGAUAUUUUUGUAACAGUCAACAUAUUGCGAUUCCAUUUUUUAUUAUACCAUGAUUCAAAGCCUAGAUAUAAAAAUUACUU
This is a messenger RNA of Vanessa tameamea, 1854 nucleotides long. RefSeq names its product serine/threonine-protein phosphatase 6 regulatory ankyrin repeat subunit C-like. The transcript is spliced from 12 exons. NCBI's taxonomy places the organism in Eukaryota, Metazoa, Arthropoda, Insecta, Lepidoptera, Nymphalidae. Bases 205 to 1356 code for a protein of 383 amino acids. Gene Ontology annotation, molecular function: protein binding. The record is from RefSeq and is a predicted model, not a curated record.